Molecule: messenger RNA, 1314 nt
Organism: Fonsecaea multimorphosa CBS 102226
Lineage: Eukaryota; Fungi; Ascomycota; Eurotiomycetes; Chaetothyriales; Herpotrichiellaceae
Exons: 2
Coding region: 1-1314 (437 amino acids)
Source: RefSeq, a predicted model, not a curated record
AUGCUGCCUAUUGCGACCGACGCAUCCUUUCCUUUACUAACAUCACCCCAGGCAACUGCCUACCCUCUCUACAUUGAUGGCCAAGGCAUGCGACUUCAAGGCAAGCGCUGGCAACGCUACUGCUGGAAGUGUCGUGAUUACUGGGAUUUACACUCACGGUCGACGACACAUGCGUCCCUCCUUAUCAACUCUCCAGUUCCCAAUGCUGCGGUUCCGUCGGAGCACGUCCCAGUUCCACCAAGUGACGGCAUGGACCAUCCGUAUCACAACCCCUUCUCGCUCUCCAGUUCCCAGCAGCAAUCCUGGUCCUUUGACGGUGUAGCCGAUCGACUACAGACCACUGUUGGUAGCAUGCCUCCAGUUCGAGCAGUCCCACCCUACGACCCCGGCGGCACCGGACAUCCCAGGGAUCCUAGAACAGCGGCCGGAUCCUACGUGAAUGCGCCAGUACAUCGCGUGGAUCCAACUCGACAGGCCCGGCAUGCGAGGCUAGCCCAUGAUAUCCAGCUGGGAGAGCGCCACUUGUACCCCAGAUCACAGAGAACGGCGGCACACCCGUCGAACCCAACCGGCGACUCAGGCUCAUCGACCGCAAGAAGGGGGCAAAGAACCGUGACAAAUCCAUUCGCUACCCAAGAAGAAAUCCAAUAUGAAAACUAUCAGACCCCAAGGAGGCAAAGAACCAUUACAAACCCAUUCGGUACCCAAGAAGAAAUUCAAUCUGAGAAUUACCAAAGCCCCAUCAGCACAAUGUUUGGUCGAGCAUGGAAUCGCUAUAGACAAGCGGAAGAACAGAGAUCAGCCCUUGCAACUGAGUCCGUAGACGUUCAGGAGACGCGAAGAGAAGUUGCAGUCAGUGUGCUGGGCACUGGGCCGCCUCAAAACGGGGAUACAGAACGGCAGUUCGAAACCAUGAUGAACCGCAUGCGGCUACAAGAGGAUCAGCAGUCAUUCACAAACCCCAGACUAAACCUCAGAAGGUCGUCUCAAGGACAAGCUGCCAGACUCGAGCAAGAUAACCCACAUACACACCCUCAGAUCAACCCUAUUGACUCUCAACCGAACCGACCACGACCGCUCGAGCCAAGGGAGAUGACCGUUAAUAUCGCCUGCAGAAUAUGUUGUGAGCAGAAGGUCGACACAUUGUUGGAGCCUUGCAUGCACGUCGCCAUCUGUCGUUGGUGCUCGGAUCUGAUACAAGAACAUGUCCGUCGAUACCGCGCUGUACACGGGCCGUAUGGGGAAGAAUCAAAGUGGAAAUGUCCAAUGUGCCGUCGCCACGUCACACAUGCAAAGAGAGUGUAUCUAACUUGA